CACACACUCGUGGUCGAGAGUCGAGAGGAGGAUGGCAUGGUUCGCCUCACUGGCCCUUCUUGGCGCCCUCCACGUAGCCGCCUUGGCGUUCCCCCUCCUCUCGCACCUGGCCCUCUGCCUGCGCGGGCACAAGGACCUCCGACGCCGCUACGGCGCGUGGGCCGUCGUCACCGGGCCAACAUCCGGCAUGGGGCGGUCCACGGCCCUGGAGCUCGCGCGCAGGGGGAUGAACCUCGUCCUCGUCGGCCGCAACCCGGCCAAGCUGCGGGACAUCUCCUCGGCGAUAUCCAAGGCCGCUCCCGCCGUCCAGACCAAGACCGUCGUGUUGGACCUGUCGCUCGUCUCCACCGCUCAGGGCGACGAGGCGCUGCGGCGGCUACGGCAGACCGUGGAGGCGCUGGACGUAGGCGUGCUGGUGAACAACGCCGGGGUGCUGGAGCCCCCCGCGGCGUUCCUGCAUGACGCCGGCGUGGAGGCGUGGGUGGACAUGAUACGGGUGAACCUGCUGGCGCUGACCGAGGUGACGGCGGCGGUGAUUCCGGGCAUGGUGGAGCGCGGGAGGGGAGCUGUGGUGAACUUCGGCUCGAUGUCAUCGGAGGCCCUCCCCUCCUUGCCACUCUACACCAUGUACGCCGCCACUAAACGGUACGGCGUGCCAACUGCCAAGUACAGCAGCACUAGCUAA
Messenger RNA from Triticum aestivum (bread wheat), 685 nucleotides. RefSeq names its product very-long-chain 3-oxoacyl-CoA reductase 1-like. Gene Ontology annotation, molecular function: ketoreductase activity. Lineage: Eukaryota; Viridiplantae; Streptophyta; Magnoliopsida; Poales; Poaceae. Gene Ontology annotation, cellular component: endoplasmic reticulum. Bases 32 to 685 code for a protein of 217 amino acids. The record is from RefSeq and is a predicted model, not a curated record. The transcript is spliced from 2 exons.